AUGGACGACGAGACUAGAUCUCGGUACGAAAGCAAAGCAAAGGAUCUGAGAACGGAGCUGAAAGCUUGGGAGAGCGAGUGGGCACAAGCACACGGCGGGAGCAAGCCUGGGCGACAAGACAUCAAGGACAAUCCCGAUAUUGCACAGAAAUACAAAGACUACAACAAAGCCCGCGACAUUCUCUCCGGAAAGCAGCCACCACCGGCAAAAUCAGAACCGAAACCCAAGAAGCGGCAACCAGAUCCAAUUCUUACAGAGACGCCACUUAAACGAACCAAGUAUGCUCAAACACCAUCCAAGCAACGAACUCACGAUGAAGACUUGAUGAAUACACCCGCUAUAUCAAGAAAGCUAUUCAGCCCUGCACCAGUAACAUCCCUCGGUCCCACCCCUCAGCGUGACGGCCGCGUCCUAGGUCUGUUUGAUCUUUUAGUUGAGAAAGAGCUUGGCACACCAUCAAAGAAGGACACAUCCAAACCAUCCGGUACACCAGGUCGAUCUCGUGGUAAUGUUCAGUCUACGCCUAGCAAGCGGACUGGCUCCUACGACCACGAAAGUAGCACCAGGCUCGGCAGAACGCCCAUGUCCUCGAGUAAGAGAAACGUGUUGAAUACGUUUGCGACGCCAAUGAAGAACCGACGGGGCAGUCUAGAUGCCAAGACACCAUCAUCCGUAUCCAAGCUGCAAUUCGAUACACCUGCUUUCUUGAAGAGACACUCCCUGCCCGCAGUCGACGAGAAUGCCAUGUUUGCCGACCCAUCGCCACUCCGACUACCGAGAAAGCCGCUUGUUCGGGGAUUGAGUGAAAUUGUAGCUAGCCUAAGGAAAGUAGAGGAUGAUGUGCUCGACGACGACGACGAUCUGGAUGCUCUUCGGGCAGCGGAGAAUGACGAUACGGAUAUCCGUCGGCCAACGUCUCCAUCGCUGGGCACGCGACAAGCAUCGGAUCCCGCGGCAGUAUCCACCCCAGCAAUUAUGGAAGAUAGCCAACGACCAGCAUUGUUAGGAGGAUUUGACGACGAAAACAUGUACGACAGUCCGGUUGAAGACGCCGUCGACCACAAUGGCAACCCUUUGCCGGUAUACAAGAAGAAAGGACAAAAGAGAACAACGCGCAAGGUCAAUAUUAAGCCAACACGGAUCAAAAGGCCAGAGAACACUCCCAAGGAUGGAAAUGGCGAUGAAGAUGGAGAGGACGUGAUCCCAGAAACGCAACUCAUCAAUGGUCCCGACGCAGAUUUCGCGGACGUCGCAUCAGGUAGUGAUUUUGAAAACGAAGAGCCGGCCAAAUCGACAGAUAAGCCAGCAAAGGCGACUAAGAAAGAAGGGGCCGUGAAAAAGGUAGCAAGGAAGGUGAAUGAGCUUGCUCACGCCAAUUUCCACCGGCUGAAAUUGAGGAAUAACGGGGCCAAGGGAGGGCCAGGUUAUAAUAGCAGGUUUCGGCGUCGACGAUAG
Molecule: messenger RNA, 1455 nt
Organism: Metarhizium brunneum ARSEF 3297
Lineage: Eukaryota; Fungi; Ascomycota; Sordariomycetes; Hypocreales; Clavicipitaceae
Gene: SLD2
Product: DNA replication regulator SLD2
Biological process (GO): DNA replication; mitotic DNA replication preinitiation complex assembly; double-strand break repair via break-induced replication
Cellular component (GO): DNA replication preinitiation complex
Molecular function (GO): DNA replication origin binding; single-stranded DNA binding
Source: RefSeq, a predicted model, not a curated record